This is a messenger RNA of Nematocida major, 921 nucleotides long. RefSeq lists its product as uncharacterized. The coding region runs from base 1 to 921 and encodes 306 amino acids. The record is from RefSeq and is a predicted model, not a curated record. Lineage: Eukaryota; Fungi; Microsporidia. The transcript has a single exon.
AUGGUCUGCUCGGUCGGAAUAUUCUACUACAAGAGAGCCCACUCUGCAGGGGAGCUGAUCUCAGGGUAUAUCACUCUGCACGUGCCCAGCGUAAUGUCGAUAGAAAGUAUCGUCCUUACGAUUGAUAAGGAGUCGGAAAUUCGGGUUGACGAGCUUGAGAAGAAGACAGUUUCCAACGAAAAGGUGACCCGGCACUUAGGGCGGUUUGUCAUAUACGGGGACCGAACAGGGCGCAUACUCCCUGGCAUGCACAAGUUCCCGUUUAGCUUUAGGAUGGCUCCCGGGGAGGGUGCCACGAUAGAGUACAAGAAAAUAGCGGAGAAAAGGCACAUAUACGCGCUGAACAAGUACAUAAGCAAGUGCGAGGUAAAAAUAUACGGAAUAUUCAAGCCUGUGGCCAGCACGGUAAAAGAGCUCUGCAUGAUCGAGGCAGUCUCCGAAGAGGUCAAAAGAACCACGUACAGGCACAGCAUGCGAAACUGUCUUUGCUUCAGCGCGUCUUCGAUCGACCUUCUCCUCGCGCACGACUCGGUCCUGUACGCAGGGCAGACUCACGCCUUGGAGAUAUCCACAAGCACGGGAGCGUCCAUUUCGCGUGUUCAGUGCUCCCUGGAGAUGCGCAUCAGCUCCUUCACGAACGAAUUGCACCCAGUGAUUAUGCACUUUCCGUGCCAGGUCGUGCAGGAAAACGGGAAAAUCCGCAUAACAACCGACGAGACUCUCCCCUCGGAGACGACCAAAAACGACUUCUUCUCGAUCUCGUACAGAAUCUGCCUUAAAGUGGAAAUAAAGGGCGAGGGAAGCACAGAAAUACGCAGAAGCAUCUCCAUCCGGAGCAAAAGCGCGCACGGCGAGUACUCUCCCCCAGAGGUCCCGGAAAGUGCCAUUUACCCUGAAAAGUAUCUGUCUCUGCGCUGCUAA